Molecule: messenger RNA, 4695 nt
Organism: Sphaerodactylus townsendi
Lineage: Eukaryota; Metazoa; Chordata; Lepidosauria; Squamata; Sphaerodactylidae
Gene: USP28
Product: ubiquitin specific peptidase 28
Exons: 26
Coding region: 68-3517 (1149 amino acids)
Biological process (GO): DNA damage checkpoint signaling; protein deubiquitination; regulation of protein stability
Cellular component (GO): nucleus; cytosol
Molecular function (GO): protein binding; cysteine-type endopeptidase activity; cysteine-type deubiquitinase activity
Source: RefSeq, a predicted model, not a curated record
CGGCGGGGCGGGGUUUUCGCGGCCGCCCGUUCGUUGAGGGGUCGGGAGCCCAGCGGGACGGGGGGCCAUGACGGCCGAGUCGCCGCAGCAGGCCCGGGAGGGGGCCGCCGCCGCCGCCGCCGCCGAGAGCCAGGCGAGGAACUCUGGCGUGCUUGUGAACCAGCUGAGAGAGAUCACUGGAAUUCACGAUCCUUUAGCUCUUCACGAAACCCUGAAAGCUGCCAAUUGGGAUUUAAGGGAGGCUGUUGAAAUGCUCACGGAGGGUCAUGCGAAAGAUUCAGGCCCGCCUGAUUGUGCUGCAGAAUCAUCUGGCUAUGAAGGGAGCGCUGUUCACAAACAACAAGCAACCGGUACUGUUGAUUCCGUGGCUCAUAACGAAGCUGAUCUGCAGAAAGCCAUCCCAUUGAGAAUCCAGGAGUAUCCUACUCUUCACGUCAUACUAAGGAAUCCUAAUGCAACAGAGAAUGGAGCUCACGAGUCAUGUGUGAAUGAAAGUACAAACCGUUCCAAAAGAAAGCGAUGUGAGGUUUGGGGAGAGAACCUCAGCCAGAACGGGUGGAGAAGGGUGAACUACUGGCCAGUAGGAAUGAAAAACAUUGGAAAUACUUGCUGGUUCAGUGCUGUCAUACAGUCUCUUUUCCACUUGACAGAAUUCCGACAGCUGGUCCUUGGCUACUCCCUUCCAGAAAGCGUACUUGAAAAUUGUGUAUGCCGCAGUAAAAAGAGGAACAUUGCGUUUAUGCAGGAACUCCAGUGUCUCUUCGCUUUAAUGUUGGGAACGAUCCGCAAAUUUGUAGACCCCACAGCAGCACUUGAACUUCUGAGGGGUGCGUUCAGAUCUCCUGAUGAGCAGCAGCAAGAUGUGAGCGAGUUCACGCACAAACUCCUGGACUGGCUGGAGGAUACUUUCCAGUUAGCUGUGGACAUCAACAGUACCCCUCAGGACAAGUCUGAAAACCCAAUGGUUCAGCUUUUUUAUGGGACUUAUUUAACUGAAGGAAUUCAUGAAGGCAAGACCUUCUCCAAAAUCGAGACCUUUGGCCAGUAUCCCCUGCAGGUGAACGGUUAUAAGAACUUGAACGAGUGCUUGGAAGGAGCCAUGGUGGAGCGGGAGGCCGAAUCGCCGCCAUCUGAUCAGUCGGUGAAAUAUGGGCAAGAGCGCUGGUUCACAAAACUCCCUCCAGUGCUGACCUUUGAACUUUCCCGGUUUGAGUUCAAUCAGUCACUUGGACAGCCAGAGAAGAUACACAACAAGUUAGAAUUCUCACAAGUAAUUUAUAUGGACAGGUUCCUGUACAGCAACAAAGAAUUUAUUCAGAGCAGAAGAGAAGAAAUCACGAAGCUGAAGGAUCAGGUAACGCUUCUGCAGCAGAAACUGGAAAGAUAUAUGAAAUAUGGAUCCGGUGAAGAUCGCUUCCCGUUGCGGGAGAUGCUUCUGUAUGUUCUUGAGUUUGCAAGCACAAGGCCUCCAGCCGCAGAACCCCAGGCCAAAGGCUGCACUUCAGGAGAGGCUCCCAUGCAUGGCAGGGUGACAAUAACACAAACUACUGAAAAUGGCGAAAAUCCUGUAGCUGUUUCUUGCCCAGAACAAGUACACAGACCCUCCCCGUUCUCCUGGGAACCUGCAGAGGUGCCAGAGUAUCCAGCUCCCCGGGUGGGGACAGAGGAUGAGAUGCAUCUCGUCAUGACCUGCCUGCAGCGGUGGAGGAAAGAGGUGGAGCAGGACAUUCAAGGCCUGCAGAACUCCAUGGUCCUACUUGCGGAGUCCAUUGAGCUGAUGUAUGUGGAUCAUUCCCUCAAUCAGGUCCCUUACCACUUGCAUGCUGUCCUUGUCCACGAAGGCGAGGCCAACGCUGGCCACUACUGGGCCUACAUCUACAACCAACCGCAGAAGACCUGGCUCAGGUAUAACGACAUCUCUGUGACGGAGGCCUCCUGGGAAGAGGUGGAGAGGGACUCCUUUGGAGGCCUGAAGAACACAAGUGCCUACUGCCUGAUGUACAUUAACGAAGCGCUCUUCCGUUCUGCUGCAGAUGAGGACGACGGUGGGCACUUCGAGAGGGAAGCGGAAACUCUGAGGUCAGAACUGCAGCAAUACAUCCAAGAGAACAACUGGCGGGUUGAGCAGGAAAUGGCGGAGUGGGCGGAGCAGCAGUCCUGCAAGAUCCCCCAGGUCGAGCCGCUGUCGUCGAUUGAUUCCCAAGAUCUGUCGACAGACUCUACCCAGGAUUCAUCUUCAACCUCUGAACACGCGGCAUGCCCUGCAUCCUUCGAUCACGCUGUGAUCUCUAUGGACCAGACCUCUCAAGCCAUUGCCAACACAGCUGAUGCCUAUAUGAAGAGCGGAGGGGAGGCAGCUCUCCACAAGUCUCCCCUUCUCACCCUGCCACAGUCUGAGGAGGCAGAACCAGCAAAGGAAUUCCUGGAAGAAGCCAACCCACCUCCAGCUCAGGCAGAAGAGGAGCAGGAUGCGGUGGGGCUGGCACCUGCUGCCCCUGCCCCACCCAGCUCUCAGGUCUCUGAAGUGGAGAUCCCCAGUGUGGGCAAGAUUCUAGUUAGGUCGGACGCGGAUGGCUAUAAUGAGGAGGUGAUGCUCAGUCCCGCCAUGCAGGGCGUGAUCCUGGCUAUAGCUAAAGCCCGCCAGGCCUUUGACCGGGAUGGGUCUGAAGCAGGGCUCGUUAAGGCAUUCCAUGAAGAAUAUUCCCGACUGUAUCUGCUCUCCAGAGAGACUCCCACUCCACAGAGUGACCCUCGGCUUCAACAUGUUCUAGUUUACCUCUUGCAGAACAAUGCUCCCAAGCGAGUGGUGGAGCGGACUCUUCUGGAGCAGUUUGCAGACAAAAACCUCAGCUUCGAUGAAAGAUCGAUUAGCAUUAUGAAAGUUGCACGAGCCAAGCUGAAAGACAUGGGUCCUGAGGACAUCGACAUGGACGAGUACAAGAAAUGGCACGAGGACUACAGUUUGUUUCGCAAGGUGUCUGUUUACCUGCUGACGGGCUUGGAGCUGUACCAGAAUGAAAAGUAUUGUGAGUCCCUGACCUACCUAGUGUAUGCUUAUGAGAGCAAUACGACCCUGCUGAGGAAGGGACCCAACAGAGGAGUGGAUGAAGCUUUGAUUGCUCUCUACAGAAGGAAGUGUCUCUUGAGGUUGAACGAUGCUGCGGCAACGCUUUUUGAAAGCUGCAACGAAGUGUAUGUGGCCGAGGGCGUGAACCACUUGAACGAGCUGAUCAUCCCAUGCAUGCACCUCAUCACAAGCAACGACAUCUCUCGGGAUGACCUGGAUGCCAUUGAGAUCAUGAGAAGCCGUUGGUGUUCCUACCUGGGAAAAGAUAUGGACGAGGACUUGCAGUUGAAGCUGAGCGAGCUGCUGCCCCGUCUGCUGGACUGCUCUUCAGAGGGAGUCAUUCUGAAGGAGCCGCCCAAGAUCCGUCCCAACUCGCCCUACGACCUCUGCAGCCGAUUUGCAGCCGUGAUGGAGUCCAUCCACAGGGCCUCCACUGUGACAGUCAGCUAAACUGCAGGCUCAUACUGUAUGGAGCGUUGGAGGCUACAGAUCCCCCACAUCUGGAGCUCACCUACUCCCCAUUUUCAGGAUUGUGUAGGGAGGGAAGAGACGACGCCUGUUGGGACAACCGACAUCUGGGUUGAACAGAAAACUCGCCUGGGAAAGGGCUGAGAAGACUAUGGUGCUGCUGCUUUUAAAUGUGCACUCAGUGAGGGCAUGCACCAGUAUUUCACAGCAUGUCCUUGCCUAGAAUACUGUUUGCCUUUUUUUAUUCCUGCAAGAACCUGCAAGUUUCAAAUGAAAUACUGCACACCCUACACAUGAUCUCCCCAAUUUCUAUUUCAGUUGUACAUGAUGUUCAUCAUAAGUAAAGUACUUACUCCCUUUAGGAAUUCCACACACACACACUCCACUUCAUUUCAGUGAACUUGGCACACGCACUGGUUGGCUUUGCAUGCACCGUUCGCAUAUGACAGGUAACCAGUGAACCCUGCGUGCAGAUGGGCCCGUGCAUGCCGUGUGGCCAUUGUCAGUGAGGAAUGGGGAUAAGUGCUCUACUCAUGCCUUGCAUACAUGCUCCAUGAGAUCAGAGCAGGAUCUGGUUCCCUUAUUUUCUGCAAAAGUCAUGGAAUGGGAUGUAUGUUCACAUUUCUUUUUCAGUGGGUUCAAACACUGUAGAUUGUGGACAGAAGUUCUGCCAGUGUUUCCUCUGACAGAACUUGGGCAUCAGGGAGAAGGAACCGGCAGCCUCUGUUGUGAGCAAUGUUUGUUUAAACCCGAUGCACUCCAUCCAGCACAGCGGUGGCUUUUGCCCCAGGUGAAAUGUGGACGGUGCCAAGAUUGUGCGCGGGCAGGAGCAUUGAAGUCAUUCCAGUGCUUGGGUUGAGGUGGAAACCACUGCUCGGAGGGGGGAAAAAACCUGACACCUCAAAAUAUUUCCUUCCAUGUCAGUCACGGCAUUUAAUGACUAGGGUAGCAUCUGAGACACACUGUGUAUUGCAGUCCAGUAUGAAACCUUCUCUUUUAACAGUGUGCACUUUCUGAAGCACAGCAUCUUCCAGUCUGUUUUUAAAUGGCCUUUGUUUUAUUGGAAUUCUGAUGACAAAUCAGGGUGUAAAUGGGAGUAUUUGUAUUUGAUGAGCCUUUUCAAUAAUUAAAGUGCAAUAAUAUUUUGCCCUAUUUAAACA